Messenger RNA from Lepus europaeus (European hare), 1724 nucleotides. RefSeq names its product hydroxysteroid 11-beta dehydrogenase 2 (gene HSD11B2). Gene Ontology annotation, molecular function: oxidoreductase activity. The record is from RefSeq and is a predicted model, not a curated record. NCBI's taxonomy places the organism in Eukaryota, Metazoa, Chordata, Mammalia, Lagomorpha, Leporidae. The coding region runs from base 1 to 1221 and encodes 406 amino acids. The transcript is spliced from 5 exons.
AUGGAGCGCUGGCCUUGGCCGUCGGGCGGCGCCUGGCUGCUCGUGGCCGCCCGCGCGCUGCUACAGCUGCUGCGCGCAGACCUGCGUCUGGGCCGCCCGCUGCUGGCGGCGCUGGCGCUGCUGGCCGCGCUCGACUGGCUGUGCCAGCGCCUGCUGCCCCCGCCGGCCGCACUCGCCGUGCUGGCGGCCGCCGGCUGGAUCGCGUUGUCCCGCCUGGCGCGCCCGCCACGCCUGCCCGUGGCCACUCGCGCGGUGCUCAUCACCGGCUGUGACUCUGGGUUUGGCAAGGAGACAGCCAAGAAAUUGGAUGCCAUGGGCUUCACGGUGCUGGCCACUGUGUUGGAGAUGAAUGGGCCUGGUGCCCUAGAGCUGCGUGCCUGCUGUUCACCUCGCUUGAAGCUGCUCCAGAUGGAUCUGACCAAGCCAGCAGACAUUAGCCGGGCACUGGAGUUCACCAAGGCCCACACCACCAGCACGGGUCUGUGGGGCCUGGUCAACAACGCAGGUCACAACGAUGUAGUGGCCGAUGUGGAGCUGUCUCCUGUCGCCACGUUCCGCAACUGCAUGGAGGUGAACUUCUUUGGUGCCCUUGAGCUGACCAAGGGCCUCCUGCCGCUGCUACGCCGCUCAAGGGGUCGCAUUGUCACCCUGGGCAGCCCUGCAGGAGACAUGCCCUAUCCAUGCUUGGCAGCCUAUGGGACCUCCAAGGCAGCCAUGGCGCUGCUAAUGGACGCAUUCAGCUGUGAACUCCUCCCCUGGGGAGUCAAGGUCAGCGUCAUCCAGCCUGGCUGCUUCAAGACAGAAUCCGUGAGCAACGUGAGCCACUGGGAGCAACGGAAGCAACUGCUGCUGGCCAACCUGCCCGGGGAGCUGCGCCAGGCCUAUGGCGAGGACUACAUCGAGCACUUGCACAGGGAGUUCCUGCACUCACUCCGCCUGGCGCUGCCUGACCUCAGCCCAGUUGUGGAUGCCAUCACCGAUGCGCUGCUGGCAGCUCGGCCACGCCGUCGCUAUUACCCAGGCCGUGGCCUGGGGCUCAUGUACUUCAUCCACUACUACCUGCCAGAGGGCCUGCGGCGCCGCUUCCUGCAGAGCUUCUUCAUCAAUCCCUGCCUGCCUCGUGCACUGAGGCCUGGCCAGCCUGGCACUACCCCUGCCCCGGACACGGCCCAGGACAACCCCAGCCCCAACCCAGACCCUUCCCUAGUGGGAGCUCGAUGAGCUGCACACACAGGGCCUAGCUGCUCCAGCUCGGGAGGCUCCAUGAGCCCUUGCCCUUGGCCCUCCCCUGGGUAUUAUGACUCCUUGGAGCCUGUUCUAAAGAACCCCAGCCCCCAACUGCUGAUGCCUGGUUCAGGCCCAGAGAGGCUGAGUUUCCCAGGGAGCCUCUGGGCCCCCAUACUGCUUCAUGAGCCUGCACAGACUGUCUUGGGCACAACACUCCCCACUACAGCCUGAAGAAUCCCGUUGGAUGGGGAGUGUAGUGCAUGACUUCACUGGAGCCUUUGGCAGGUCGCUGCCAACUGGCAUCUCUGCAAACUAAGGGGUGACUGGGUAGGUUGGGGACCCUCUCAGGAUUGUUUCUGGGCACCAGUGCCUCAGGGCUGCAACUGAAGGGUAAACCCCAAUUGUCUCUUGACUGGCUCAAGAAUUAGGGCCCCAACCACCUGUCCCCAAAUCACAGGGAAGCUGCAUACCCUACUUGCCCAAUGGCUACUUUUUAA